Molecule: messenger RNA, 4839 nt
Organism: Fusarium mangiferae
Lineage: Eukaryota; Fungi; Ascomycota; Sordariomycetes; Hypocreales; Nectriaceae
Exons: 5
Coding region: 1-4839 (1612 amino acids)
Biological process (GO): nucleosome organization; regulation of transcription by RNA polymerase II
Cellular component (GO): chromatin; nucleus
Molecular function (GO): chromatin binding; DNA binding; histone binding
Source: RefSeq, a predicted model, not a curated record
AUGUCGUUUGAUACAGGAGAUCAUGCAACCGAUAGCGACUCGCAUGAUGCCCCCGAUCUCACACUCGAUCAACCAUCACCGGCAUCCUCAGACGAGGCAAACAACGAUUCCAAUAUUGUCCACGACAAUACACACAUGUCAGCGAGUGAACAAUCCAGCGAAGACAAUGCGUCCGAUGACGGAGACUUCGAUAUGGAGGAGAGCCUCCCAUCACAGAACGAAGACGCGAUGGAAGACCGCGAUAGCUCUACCGACUCGAAUCGAGCCUCCAAGCGCAAAGCUCCUGUUGAGGAAGACGAGUAUAUCAAGGCUAAUCCAGAGCUCUAUGGGUUGAGGAGAAGUACGCGACCUCGGGAACAACGAAAGAUUGUCGAAUCUGAUGAUUCGGAUUCUGAACCCCCUGUCAACCGCCGAACAGUCAAAAGGCGACGUGUUGAAUCCUCCCGUCCUUCAUCCAAGAUUGGAACUCCAACAUUACGUGCCUCCACAGCCGAUUCCGAUUCUGACUCCGACACAUAUGGCGGCGCUCGCGCAAAGAGCCUGCAGAAGAAGGCUCGAAUGCAACGCGAGGCACAGCCAGAUCUCGCACUUGCUGAAAAGCGCUGGUCGAGUCGUCGCGCUGCACAGGUACAACAAGGAGCAUACGAAGAGAGCGACGUUGACGAGGAUGAUGAUGACGACGAGCUCGCCCCCAUGGCCUACACCGUCGACUACAUUGAUGAUUCACCGUAUAUAGAAAAAGUUGUCCGGCAUAGGCUCAAAGACGGAUUCGAAAUUUCCUAUGGGUUGACUAAGAACGACUUCGAAUACUUCAUCAAGUGGCAGGGCAAGUCGCACUUGCAUGACACCUGGGAGACGUUUCAAGACAUUCGAGAUUAUCGAGGUUACCGUAAAGUUGAGAAUUACUUUAGAAAGGUGAUCGAGUACGAGGUGGACAUCCGCGUCGGCGAUGAUAUCCCCCCCGAAACGAAGGAGCAAUUUUUCCUUGACCGCGAGCGAGACGAGGAAGCAUUCGAGGAUUACACCAAGGUCGAGCGAGUGGUCGCUGUACGAGACGGUGAAGACGAUACUGAGUAUCUUGUCAAGUGGAAGGGCCUCACGUAUGAAGAAUGCACAUGGGAGGUCGCGACAGAAAUCAGCGACGCGUUCCAAGACCAGAUUGACCAAUACCUUGAUCGAGCAUCACGCUCGUGGCAGUCAGACCGCAAGGAGACGAACCUCGACACAAGAUCACGGAUGGUCAAGCUCGAGGAGCAACCCGAUUUCAUCAAAGGCGGCGAACUCCGCAACUUCCAGCUUCGGGGCCUCAACUUCCUAUGUUUGAACUGGACAAAGGGCAAUAACGUGAUUCUCGCCGAUGAAAUGGGUCUCGGAAAAACGGUACAGACAGUAUCAUUCCUCAGCUGGCUCCGUAAUGCUCGACGCCAGGAGGGACCAUCACUCGUGGUUGCUCCUCUCAGUGUUAUCCCGGCUUGGUGCGACACUUUCAACCAUUGGUCCCCUGACAUCAAUUAUGUUGUCUACCUGGGACCCGAGGAUGCUCGAAAAAUCAUUCGUGAGCACGAGCUGCUCGUAGAUGGCAACCCAAAGAAGCCCAAGUUCAAUGUCCUUGUCACUUCAUACGAGUUUAUUCUCCAGGAUUGGCAAUUCCUGCAGUCUAUCAAAUGGCAGACGCUCGCUGUCGAUGAGGCUCAUCGCCUCAAGAACCGGGAAUCCCAAUUAUACAACCGGCUGGUAAGCUUUGGCAUUCCUUGCAAGAUCCUGAUCACGGGAACACCUAUUCAAAAUAACUUGGCCGAACUUUCUGCUCUGCUCGACUUUCUUAACCCCGGCAAAGUCGACAUUGACGAAGAUCUUGAUUCCCUUUCUGCCAGCGAUGCACAAGAGAAACUGCAACAACUUCACAAGGCCAUUGCGCCUUUCAUUCUGCGACGAACCAAGGAAACCGUCGAGUCAGACCUUCCCCCCAAGACUGAAAAGAUUAUCCGCGUUGAGCUUUCCGAUGUACAGUUGGAGUACUACAAGAACAUCCUGACCAGAAACUAUACAGCUCUCUGCGACGCCACUAAUGGACACAAGAACUCUCUCCUGAAUAUUAUGAUGGAGCUGAAGAAGAUCAGUAACCAUCCUUACAUGUUUCCUGGUGCUGAGGAGAAGGUCCUGGCCGGCAGUGUCCGCCGUGAAGACCAAAUCAAGGGCUUGAUUGCCAGCAGUGGAAAGAUGAUGUUACUCGAUCAACUUCUUUCCAAGCUAAACAAAGAUGGCCAUCGAGUCCUGAUCUUCAGUCAGAUGGUUAAGAUGCUUGAUAUUCUUGGCGACUACUGCUCCCUGCGAGGCUACAAGUUCCAGAGAUUGGACGGUACUAUUGCUGCUGGCCCCCGACGCAUGGCCAUCAACCACUUCAACGCUGAUGACAGCGAUGACUUUUGCUUCCUUCUCUCUACUCGUGCAGGUGGUCUGGGAAUCAACCUCAUGACGGCAGACACUGUCAUUAUUUUCGACUCUGACUGGAACCCUCAAGCUGAUUUGCAAGCCAUGGCUCGUGCACAUCGCAUCGGUCAGAAACGUCCUGUAAACAUCUACCGCCUAGUAUCCAAGGAGACUGUCGAGGAAGAGGUCCUCGAAAGGGCUCGCAACAAACUCUUACUCGAAUACCUAACCAUCCAGGCUGGUGUCACCGACGAUGGCAAGGCAGCUUUCAAGGAGGAACUCAACAAGAAGGGUCUCAGGGUUGAAGGCCCGUCUUCGUCUGAAGAUAUCCAAAUGGUUCUCAAGAUGCGAUCAUCUAAGAUGUUCGAACAGAGCGGCAACCAAGAACGGCUCGAACAACUCGACAUUGACUCGAUUCUUGAGAACGCUGAGGUCACCAAGACCAAGGUCGACGACAAGAUAAACCUAAGCAGUGGCGGCAUCGACUGGGACAAUUUCAUGCAAAUUACUGAUGUGAAAGUGGAUGAUAUCAACCUUGAUUGGGAUCAGAUUAUCCCCGCCGAUAAGAUCGCCGAAAUUAAGGCCGAGGAAGAAAAGAAACAGCAUGAGGCCUACGUUGCCAAGGUGGCGGCUGAAAGUGCUCCACGCAGAGCGGCCAUCAAGAGCCGCCACAGAGAGAGUGAACGUGAUGUUCGCCUCAAGAAACGUCAGAAGGAGCAGCAAGACAAGGAGGAGGAUGACCGAAGGCCCGUGCCUCUCGAUCCUAAGCGCCCUUUGAACGAUAAGGAACAACGUAGUCUAAUAAAGGCUUACUUCCGUUACGGCUCAAUGGAUGAUCGCGGGGAUGAAAUUAUCAAGGAAGCCAAGCUGAAAGAAAGGGAUCCAGAGUACGUCAAGUCGGUCCUUGAUGAAUUCAUCAAGGCAGCCAAGGAGGCGGUGGACGAUAACUAUGCUCAGAUGGUGGAAGAAGAAAAGAGACUCGGGAAGACUCUCACGAAGAAGGACCGCAAAGCUGUCCUGAUAGACUUUGGCGAUCUUAAGAAGGUCAAUGCUGAAACAGCCAUAGAACGUCCGAAGCAGCUUCAGCUUCUCCGACAAGUCAUUCGCAGCCACAAUGACUGGCACACAUUUCGUCUCCCUGACGCGACAAAGGCGGCUAGCUACUCUUGCGCUUGGGGUGCUAAGGAAGAUGCCAUGCUCCUAGUCGGUAUUGACAGACACGGUUUUGGCGCCUGGCCCCAAAUUCGAGACGAUCCUGAUCUGGACAUGACAGACAAACUCUUCCUCGAAGAACAUCGCGUGGAGAAGAAAGAGGAACGUAGCAAGGGCAACGACAAGAUGAAGGCUCCUGGUGCUGUUCACCUUGUUCGGCGAUCAGAGUAUCUGCUUUCAGUCCUGCAAGCGAAGCACUCUAAUGAUCGUGGUGUGCAGCGAGCUGUAGAGAAUCAUCACCGUAACAACAAAAAGACACUUGCCAAUGGUCACCGUGGGAGUGCCACAGCGUCUCCUGCUCCGCACAACGGCAAGAAGUCUCGCGACCGUGACAGAGACCACCUCCAUGGUGACCUGCACCGAUCGCGAAGCCAUGCGGAGGAGCGUGGAACCCCGCGACCGGAUUUCAAGCGAAAACAUCUAUCUCAUGAAGAUAGCCGUAGCCCCAAGCACCGCCGCAUCGAGGAGCAUCGUCGAUCCAGUAAGCAUGGAGAGGACAGGGAGAGAUCAGAGAAGCGGCGUCACCGGGAUGAUGAGGACCGUCGUGAUGAGCGCCGCGAUGAGCGCCGAGAUGAACGACGGGAUGAGCGACGGGAUGACCGGCGACAUGAUAAACAUCGCCUCAGCCACAGUCAUCGCGAUGAACGUCGGGAAGACCGCCGAGAUGACCGACGUGAUGACCGUCGUGAUGAUAGACGACAUGAUCGACAUCGUGAAGAUCGUGAGCGUGAUCGUGAUCGUGAUCGCGAACGAGAGCGAGAGCGAGCCCAUGACUCGCAUCCUCAGGAUGAGCGCCGAGCCAAGGCUCUGCGAAGGCUGGACGAACUUCGCCGAAUUGGCGACAACAAAGAUAAGAGAGCUGAGGACAACGACGCCAUGAUCUGGUUUCUACUCAAACCGGUCCGAGAGAACUUUGAGAGGAUUCUUUCUACCACCAAGGACAACGUCAAGUCAAGCAAGGAGCGGGCGUCUAUCUUUGGGGUCGAGCUGGUCGUUAUCGGCACUUUUCUCGACGAGAAAUUGGCGGCCACUGCUGCUGACGAAGGUCUCAAGAGCAAUUUCUGGGACUUUCUGGCAGCUUUGUGGCCCGUAGAUGAUACAAGCAAGAGCGUCACGGGAAAGCGGUUGAGCAACAUGUAUCGCACUCUACAUUCCCGCAGCAAGGGAUCCGGUUCGACCAAAACCAACGGUGCAUAG